AUGAUCCCCCUAAUAACCCUCGAGGAACACUACUCCUCCCGGAAAAUCACCCAAUCAACCCCCGAGACAAGCGCUCUAUACGCAACAUUUCCACCCCACCUCAACGCCAAACUCGAAAAUCUCGAUGACGAGCGUGUGAACGAUCUCGACAAAGGGAAUGUAGCUGUGCAGGUUAUAUCCCACGGGCCAGGCGAUUUCCCACCUCCCCUCUGUAUAACAGCGAAUGAUGAUCUCGCGACUGCUGUUUCGAAACAUCCGACGAGGUUAGCUGGGUUCGCGAUGUUGCCUAUGGCUGAGCCGGUUGCUGCUGCGGAGGAGUUGGAAAGGUGUGUGAGACAGCUAGGGUUCGUGGGCGCGUUGGUGGAGAAUCAUCUCAACGGGCAAUUUUACGAUGAUGAGCGGUUCUGGUGUGUUUUUGCGAAAGCGGAGGAGUUGGAUGUGCCGAUUUAUAUCCACCCCACGUUCGCAGCAGAGGACAUGAUGGAGCAUUAUAAAGGGAACUAUCCCGACUCCGUUGCGAUGGCGCUGAGUGCCUUUGGCUGGUCAUGGCAUACAGAGACAGGAUUGCAUAUUCUGCGCCUCUUCGCGAGUGGCGUGUUUGAUCGAUUUCCGAAAUUGAAAAUCAUCAUCGGACAUAUGGGUGAGAUGUUACCGUUUCAAAUUGACCGGAUCUAUGCAGUUUCCGAGCGAUGGGGGAAGAAGCGUGGGUUGAGGGAGGUGUGGAGGGAGAAUAUCUGGAUUACGACGAGUGGGAUGUUUUCGCUGGCGCCGUUGGCGUGUCUCUUGCAGACGACGAGCGUCGAGCAUGUCCUGUAUAGCGUCGACUAUCCGUUUUCGACAAACGAGAGGGGAUUGCAGUUUUUCAGGGAGAUUGAGGAGAGUGGGCUGAUUCAGGGGAGGGAGUUGGAGUUGUUUGCGUAUAAGAAUGCGGAGAAUCUGCUUGGUCUUAAAGCAGAAUGA
This is a messenger RNA of Aspergillus wentii DTO 134E9, 960 nucleotides long. Its product is annotated as amidohydrolase family protein. Bases 1 to 960 code for a protein of 319 amino acids. Gene Ontology annotation, molecular function: carboxy-lyase activity; hydrolase activity. NCBI's taxonomy places the organism in Eukaryota, Fungi, Ascomycota, Eurotiomycetes, Eurotiales, Aspergillaceae. Gene Ontology annotation, cellular component: cytosol; cytoplasm. The transcript has a single exon. The record is from RefSeq and is a predicted model, not a curated record. Gene Ontology annotation, biological process: secondary metabolic process.